AUGGCCGAUACCGUUGGAAAGACCAUCACCUGCAAGGCUGCCGUCGCCUGGGAGGCCGGCAAGGAACUCAGCCUCGAGGACGUCGAAGUCGCUCCCCCCAGGGCCCACGAGGUCCGCAUCCAGAUCUACUACACCGGUGUCUGUCACACAGAUGCUUAUACCCUGUCCGGAAAGGACCCUGAGGGUGCUUUCCCCGUUAUCCUCGGACAUGAAGGUGCCGGCAUUGUGGAGUCCGUAGGCGAGGGUGUUACCAACGUAAAGCCCGGCGACCACGUCGUCGCUCUCUACACCCCCGAAUGCAAGGAGUGCAAGUUCUGCAAGUCCGGAAAGACCAAUCUCUGCGGCAAGAUCCGAGCCACCCAAGGCAAGGGCGUGAUGCCCGACGGCACGACCCGCUUCAAGUGCAAGGGCAAGGACAUUCUCCACUUCAUGGGCACCUCCACCUUCUCCCAGUACACCGUCGUCGCCGACAUCUCCGUCGUUGCCGUGCAACAGGACGCACCGAUGGACCGCACCUGUCUGCUCGGCUGCGGUAUCACCACCGGAUACGGUGCGGCGAGGGUAACCGCCAAGGUCGAGGAGGGAUCCAGCGUUGCGGUCUUCGGUGCCGGCUGUGUCGGUCUGUCCGUCGUCCAGGGCGCCGUCAUGAACAAGGCGGGCAAGGUCAUCGUCGUCGACGUGAACCCCGCCAAGGAGGAGUGGGCUCGCAAGUUUGGCGCGACCGACUUCGUUAACCCCACUCAGCUCGGCAACCAGACUGUCGUUGACAAGCUUAUCGAGUUGACCGACGGCGGUUGUGACUACACUUUCGACUGCACUGGCAACGUCAACGUCAUGCGCGCUGCUCUCGAGGCCUGCCACAAGGGUUGGGGCCAGAGUAUCAUCAUUGGUGUCGCCGCUGCCGGCCAAGAGAUCUCCACCCGACCUUUCCAACUCGUCACCGGUCGUGUCUGGAAGGGAUCCGCUUUCGGCGGCAUCAAGGGCCGCACCCAGCUCCCCGGCCUCGUCGACGACUACCUCCAGGGCAAGCUCAAGGUUGACGAGUUCAUUACGCAUCGCAAGACCCUCGCCGAGAUCAACAACGCCUUUGAGACGAUGAAGCAAGGCGACUGCAUCAGGGCUGUCGUCAACAUGAGGGAGUAA
Messenger RNA from Scedosporium apiospermum, 1143 nucleotides. Its product is annotated as Octanol dehydrogenase. Lineage: Eukaryota; Fungi; Ascomycota; Sordariomycetes; Microascales; Microascaceae. Gene Ontology annotation, cellular component: cytosol. Gene Ontology annotation, molecular function: S-(hydroxymethyl)glutathione dehydrogenase [NAD(P)+] activity; zinc ion binding. Bases 1 to 1143 code for a protein of 380 amino acids. Gene Ontology annotation, biological process: formaldehyde catabolic process. The record is from RefSeq and is a predicted model, not a curated record. The transcript has 5 exons.